Molecule: messenger RNA, 1602 nt
Organism: Metarhizium album ARSEF 1941
Lineage: Eukaryota; Fungi; Ascomycota; Sordariomycetes; Hypocreales; Clavicipitaceae
Product: Rhomboid family protein
Exons: 2
Coding region: 1-1602 (533 amino acids)
Biological process (GO): proteolysis
Cellular component (GO): membrane
Molecular function (GO): serine-type endopeptidase activity
Source: RefSeq, a predicted model, not a curated record
AUGACGUCCAACAACUACUACUACGACAACAGCCAGCGUCCCCCUCCGAGCUACCACUCAACCCCCGACCCCUACGCCCAACAGGCACACAUGCCCUACCACGGCGACCAAUCUUUCUCUGCAGCGCCGAACCCGUACCGUGUUGACGGUAGCAGUGGUCAACUGCAUGGCCAGCAAACUGGACAGUCUCCGUUUGUCUCCGUUUUUGACGACAACUACGCAGUUGGCAGCACCAACAAUCUGCAACAAGGGCAUCAGGGUCAAUAUCCCGACACGGCCUACUACGGUCAAGCGGGUGUUGCCGGAGCAUCUCAUGCGCGGGGUGAUAUCCCGCUGCAAAACCGGGCUGGCAAGAAUGACGAUGUGAAUGAUCAUAUUUACGAUGCGUCUGACGCUGCAACGUCGGGGGGAGGGCGAAAGAAGAAGAAGAUUCGUGUUGGCGAACUGGGCAUGUUUGGAUCCGACAAGAACAGGAUACCCUGGGUGUGCUACGUCUUCACGGUUGUGCAGGUGGCCGUGUUUAUUGGCGAGAUCAUCAAGAAUGGACUUCUGACUGGCUCUCCAAUCAUGAUCAAGCCGCAAUUCAACCCCAUGAUCGGCCCAUCAACCCAAGUGCUCAUCAACAUGGGUGCACGAUACGUCCCGUGCAUGCACAACGUCAAGGAGAUUCAGGGCUCCAACAUUCCCGUCCUGUUCCUGUGCCCCAACGCAACCAAGAGCGACGAGUUCUGCCCCCUUUCCGAAGUCUGUGGCUUUGGCGGCGUGCCCAAUCCAACCUUCAACAACGCCGACCAGAGUCCUCAACCGAACCAGUGGUUCCGCUUCAUUGUGCCUAUUUUCCUACACGCUGGUCUCAUCCACAUUGGCUUCAACAUGCUGCUCCAGAUGACGUUGGCCAAGGAGAUGGAACAGGCGAUUGGGUCCAUCCGAUUCGUCCUCGUCUACGUCAGUGCUGGCAUAUUUGGUUUUGUCAUGGGUGGCAACUUUGCCGCGCCCGGGAUAGCGUCCACGGGAGCUUCCGGCUCGCUGUUUGGAGUUAUUGCUCUGACCCUGCUGGACCUCCUCUAUUCAUGGAGCGAGCGAAGAAACCCCGUCAAGGAUUUGAUGUUCAUAAUUCUGGACAUUGUCAUUUCCUUUGUGCUGGGACUGCUGCCCGGACUGGACAACUUUUCCCACAUUGGCGGGUUCCUGAUGGGCCUUGGACUCGGCGUCUGUCUGUUGCACUCGCCCAAUUCGCUUCGAAGAAAGAUUGGCGGCAGCGACAACACGUCCUACUCGGUCGUCAACGCGGACGGCGACGGAACCGGCCCGGGAUUCCUGAAGAGCCCAAUCGGCUUCUUCAAGGGCAGGAAGCCCCUGUGGUGGGCUUGGUGGCUUGUCCGAGCCGGCUUCCUCAUUGCCGUCAUCGUCGUAUUCAUUGUCUUGCUCAACAACUUCUACAACGGUAGUCACACUUGUUCUUGGUGCAAAUAUCUCAGCUGUCUGGUAAGUCUGCAUCUGCAUCCGUCUCCCCCUCGGCUCAACGACGUCUCGCUAAGUCUUGCCACUCAGCCCGUCAGCAACUGGUGUGACAUUGGAACGAUUCAAAAGACGACUCCGUAA